Molecule: messenger RNA, 399 nt
Organism: Auanema sp. JU1783
Lineage: Eukaryota; Metazoa; Nematoda; Chromadorea; Rhabditida; Rhabditidae
Source: the annotation of a GenBank genome assembly
AUGUCGGCUUCCCGGUUAAUCUCUUGUUUACCAGUUUUUUCAAAGAUACCUACUUCUCUUUUGCAUAAUUGUUAUGGUAACUCAACCGUUCAAGUAAGAUCGAAUGCUUGGAGAGCAAGCAUAGGUAAAAUUGCACGAUCAAAGUAUUUACUGCGUUAUCCAAUUAGAAUAGUCAAAUCAGAUGGAUCAACAGUAGAGCUCCGGUCAUCAGAGCCUAGACAGGUUGUUCAACUAGCCGUAGAUUUGAAAGCUUUGAGUGAAGAUGAAAGGAGACAACGGUUAGCUGCUCGAAAACCCAAAGCCAAAAAAAUUGAAGAAGAAGUCAUUGAUGAUAAUUUCGAUGAAGCAGAUUACCUCCAAUACUUUUCUCAAUCUGCUUCCAAGAAGAAAUCUAUUUAA